Molecule: messenger RNA, 2572 nt
Organism: Esox lucius (northern pike)
Lineage: Eukaryota; Metazoa; Chordata; Actinopteri; Esociformes; Esocidae
Gene: anp32e
Product: acidic (leucine-rich) nuclear phosphoprotein 32 family, member E
Exons: 7
Coding region: 134-895 (253 amino acids)
Biological process (GO): regulation of apoptotic process
Cellular component (GO): nucleus
Molecular function (GO): histone binding; phosphatase inhibitor activity
Source: RefSeq, a predicted model, not a curated record
AAGUAUCAUGGAGGAUCAGUUGUAGAACUGUGGUCAUCCGAGAAAGCCGAGCUGCGGGUCUAAGCUGUGGAGUUUCUGAACAUUUGAUUGCCAUUUUUUUUACGUUCAGCUGGUAUUUUAUAAUUAUAUAAUAAUGGAAAUGAAGAAAAGGAUCAGUUUAGAAUUGAGAAAUAGAACACCGGCGGAGGUGGCAGAACUGGUAGUGGAUAACUGCCGCACCAGUGAUGGAGAGGUUGAGGGUCUGACAGAUGACUUCAAGGAGCUGGAAUUCCUCAGCAUGGUCAACGUUGGGCUCACUUCCCUGGCUAAGUUACCCUCGCUGCCAAAACUGCGCAAGUUGGAACUGAGUGACAACAACAUCUCAGGCCAUUUGGAGAUGCUCUCAGAGAAGUGCCCCAACCUGACAUAUCUGAACCUGAGUGGCAAUAAGAUUAAGGAACUGAGCAACGUGGAGGCCCUGCAAAAUUUGAAGAACUUAAAGAGCCUGGACCUGUUUAACUGUGAGAUCACCACACUGGAGGAGUACCGCGAGAGCAUCUUCGAGCUCCUCCCUCAGGUCACUUACCUGGAUGGCUUCGACCAGGAGGACAACGAGGCCCCUGACUCAGAGGCAGACGACGAUGACGAUGAUGAUGACGAGGGGGAGGACGGAGCCGGACCCAAAGGAGACUAUGAGGAUGAAGAUGAGGAUGAGGAUGAGGAGGGUUCGGAAGGAGGAGAGGUGGGGCUGUCUUACCUGAUGAAAGAAAGGAUCCAGGACGAAGAGGAUGACGAUGACUAUGCAGAGGAAGAGGAAGAAGAGCAAAAGGCAGGAGUUCAAGGGGAGAAGAGGAAGAGGGAUGCUGAGGACGAAGGAGAGGACGACGAAGAUGACGAUGACGACGAUGACAACUAGGCUUGUCUCUCCCCUGCGAACCUUUGGAUCCACAUCCAAGUGUAAUCUUGCAGAUUGUUUCUCCGUGUAUACUAUAGAUAUCACUGUAGAGGCUAGGAGUUUCUUUUUAUAUGUAUAUGAGAUACUAUACAAAAAGGAGAUUUUAUUGACUAUUCAUUUGUUAAUCAUUCCAAGUUAAAUUCCCACGUUGAAUCUCUUAAAUGUGCAGGGGGUCUGAAAUAAAUGGAAAGAAGGGGGUGGGUGGUGCUGGAUUUGUCUCAUAUUGCUUGCCAGUGAUCAGAUGCAACUAGAGGUGUGUUGUGUGCUCGUUUAAGAAGGACUGUCUUAACAAUAUCCAGCCGACCGCACAAGCAAAGGGCUGUCAUAACAAUGGCCGGCCAAUCACGCAGCAGAAGUGGCCCACGACGUCCAUCUUUGUCGUCCGUGUUCAUCAGACCUCCAGGGACGUCCCAGGAUCCGUGACAGGCUGAGAGUCCAGUCCCGCCAAGUCUUAUCUACCUCUCUGGGCCACACUGAGGAGAGGACGCCCCCUACUGGACAGCACUCUACACUUCCUCACCCUCAUUACUCAGGUGGCCAGGGAGACCGGGCCAGAAAAGAGGCACCAGGAACCUCUAUCGUCAUCACUGUCUGUCACAAGCAUUUUGUACCAGAUAGUUUCCACCCACUCCACGAAAGUCUCCCUUAGGAUAGCUUAGAAGAUGCUGUGGUAGGUCCCUCAUGGUAUAUGACUUUUAGAAAUGUUAUGGGUGGGGUAAGAAUUGUGGAAGGUGUGGGUAUCUAGCAGUUUCAGUACCAGUGUUAGCCCUGGGGAGUUGCCCUCCCAACUGAUGUGCAAACUGACCCUAAAACAUUUGUGAUGGCCAUUCUAGAGCUGUGGCUUUCCAGGAACUGGGCUGGUAAUCUCUAUUCUUAAUCAAACCAAGUGGUUUGCCCUUAACCUUGUUCUUUCAUAACAGAUGCAAACAUAUAUAUUUCUUUCAGGUUCACUACCUGUUUACAGUUUGUUCUACUAUAGCCUGACUAUUAAUGCUGUUGUUGCAGAAGUGACAGAAUGACACUGCCGUAAUGUUUUCAAUGUAAAAUGUUUUCAAUUUAACGUUAAGGUCAGACUGCUUUGUGUAGGAUUGAAUGACAUCCUGAUGUACCUUUUUACCUUUGUCUUAUUGUUGAUGCAGGUUAGUUUAUAAGUGUACUGGUAUUUUACAGAGCAGGAACGUUAACCUAUUAUUUGUAAGGCAAAAAUGUAAAUAGUUUCAGUUCCUGCUGUUUGGUGUUUCAUGUGUUUGUUUUUAAUUACUUUUUUGUCAUUUUCUUUUAACAUAAAGGUCAAAGGGCAACACUUUGACCCAACACACUAUGUCCGUGUUCGAGAAGAUCCAAAAAUUGCAAUGUUUCAUGAGUAAGUUGUGAGUGACUGAUAUACAAAUAAUAAUGAGUCAUUAUUUAUGAUCCAGUCAAGUUAUUUGUAGACCAGUGUGUCAGCAGUGACCUGCCGUAGUUUUCAUCUUCUUGAACAUGUCCAAUAUCGAUUAUUUUCAAUCCUUGGCAGUUUUGACAAGUUUUGUGUUUGGUGUUUUGUGUGCUGUAAACAUCUUAAAGAAGGAUUUUGAAUUAAAAAAUGUAAACAGAAAAGAGAAAAUGUUUUGAAAUAAAUUGAUAGUUUUGCUGAAAAUG